GUUGACCUUGUUUAUUGCUGAGAGAGUGAGAGAAGGCAGAGGGCGAGAGAUACAGAGAAGCAGAAACGCAGACGUGCGGAAGGAGGCGACAAGUGCGGAAGGAUGAGAUGAGGGGCGGAAACGGACAGUGAAAUGUCAUGCCCCGGUGCCAGGAACAUUGCACCUCGAAACCGAGUUGUAAAACGCACCGGUGCGUUCCCAUUUGAAACGCUCGGUAUUUUGGAUUAUUUGCAAGUAUCAGUAUAAAAAUUGAAACACGCCUGGCUGGUUGUCAUUGCAAUGCGGAGAAGGGACAGGAGCAGACAGUCUGGAAUCGCAGCGUCUAGACCUCCGCACCCCUCGUCCUCCGGCCAGGCUCAUUUUGCGACCGGCUUCUGGACGAGAUACUCCGUACCCCAUCGUCCCCCCCUUCUCCGCGGCGGCAGUCUGCGGCUGAACACGUGGGAAGAAACGUCCCCGAGCCCUCUCCGGUUUCGCCAGCGUCCUUGAUCAACGUAUUCCCAUUUAAAGCCGCCUUAUCCUGGGACCAUUUAUUCCGAACGGCUAUUAAAUCCCUCCCUGCACCCCUGCAUCCUGCAUCCUUGCUGCAUCGUAGGGAAGCCAAGAAAAAAAUAGUGCUUCAGAUAAAUAUUCUGUCUGUAUGCAGAAGCAGGUGGGUUUGGAAGGGAAGUGUUUUCAGGAGAUUGCGGCUGCAGUCAAGUGUGACAGGGAAGGGAAGAGGUUGAGGGCGACUCGGACUGUUUGCUCGUAUUGAUGCAGUGGAUGGAAGGGAUCGCCGUCGGUCAGUGGUCUUGCGGGAGGGGCAACGAAUAAGGUUAGAAAUCCUCCCCACAUCCACCCCCCGGCGACAGUCUGGCAAGGGUCUCUGGAGAGGAUCGAUCGCAUUUAUGCUGGAAGAAUGUAUGCUGAUCCUUCGGGAAGAGAUCUGCUGGGAAACAGAACCUUGUUUUUCAUAUUUAUUUGUUCUUUCGCACUGGUCACCCUCCUACAGCAGAUCCUCUACGGCAAGAACUACAUACAGAGGUAUUUCGAGUUGCAGGAAGGUCGGUUCGAAUACAACUCCUCAACAUGUUGGAAGCUGCGUAAUGAGAUCAUGGAGGUGAAGGUACUUUCCAUGGUGAAGCAGUCUGAGCUGUUUGAACGUUGGAAGACCCUGCAGUUGUGUAAAUGGGAAAGGAACCAGAGUGCUACCAACAUUUUUAAAUCCCGCCUGACCCGAUGCUGCAACGCGCCAGCAUUUCUAUUCACAACGCAGAAGAAUACUCCCCAGGGCAUCAAGCUGAAGUACGAGGUGGACAGCAGUGGCUUUCUCUUCAUCAAUGAAGAUGUAUUUGAAUUAUUUCCAAAGGAAAUGCCAUAUUCACGUUCUCAGUUUAAAAAAUGUGCAGUGGUCGGGAAUGGAGGAAUUCUGAAGAACAGUAGGUGUGGCAAUGAGAUCGAUUCCACGGAUUUUGUAUUCAGGUGUAAUUUGCCACCAAUCUCUGAUAAAUACACCAUGGACGUUGGACUGAAGACAGAUAUUGUGACAAUAAAUCCGAGCAUUGUAACCGAGAGAUUCCAAAAGCUAGAAAAGUGGAGGCGGCCAUUCUAUGAAGUAAUACAGGCAUAUGAAAAUGCUUCUGUGGUGAUGCCAGCUUUCUACAACACCCGUAACACAGAUGUUUCAUUCAGAGUCAAGUAUGUACUGGAUGACUUUGAGUCCCAGCAAUCCACGUUCUACUUCCAUCCCCGCUAUCUCGAGAAUCUUUCCCGUUUCUGGCUGAGACAUGGGCUCAGAGCCAAACGCCUCAGUAGUGGUUUAAUGCUGGUGACAGCUGCAAUGGAGUUGUGUGAAGAAGUCCAUCUCUAUGGUUUCUGGUCAUUUCCCAUGGACCCCUCAGGCUAUUUCAUCACCCACCAUUACUAUGACAACGUCAAACCUCGACCAGGUUUCCACAAGAUGACUUCUGAGAUCUUCAAUUUUCUGCACAUGCACAGCAAGGGGAUUCUUCAGGUCCAUACCGAGAUCUUGGAAAUGGACAUUUCAGAAAAAAUGAUCCUGCUUGUGAGGCUCCCUUUUUCAGUGAAGGAUAAUAUAUAAAUGGAAAUGAUGCAAAAAAAUAAAUGUGAU
This is a messenger RNA of Leucoraja erinaceus (little skate), 2110 nucleotides long. RefSeq names its product ST8 alpha-N-acetyl-neuraminide alpha-2,8-sialyltransferase 5 (gene st8sia5). The transcript has 8 exons. The record is from RefSeq and is a predicted model, not a curated record. Bases 899 to 2080 code for a protein of 393 amino acids. Gene Ontology annotation, molecular function: alpha-N-acetylneuraminate alpha-2,8-sialyltransferase activity. Gene Ontology annotation, biological process: N-glycan processing; oligosaccharide metabolic process. NCBI's taxonomy places the organism in Eukaryota, Metazoa, Chordata, Chondrichthyes, Rajiformes, Rajidae.